AUGCACCUGCUGCGCUACGCGACCUGGGGCGACCUCGGCCUCUUCUCGCUGGCCAUGGCCACCGUCACGAUCUCCGGCGCGAACCAGCCCGCGCAGCUCAUCAUCUUCGGCAACCUCAUCGACUCGUUCAACGACGACAACACGGCCAAGGCCGUGCGCCUCGUCCACUUCUUCGCGCUCAUGUACGCGCUCGUCGGCGUGCAGCAGCUCAUCACCAUCACGAUCCAGACGGCGCUCGCGACGCGCGUCGCCGCGAAGCAGGCGCGGCGCUGCCGCGAGCACUACUUCGCGGCGCUGCUCCGGCAGCCCGUCGCGUGGUUCGACGGCGAGAACCAGGGCGCCGUCGGCGCGUCCGUGCUCGAGUCGACGCUGGCCAUCCAGGACGGUUUAGGCGAGAAGUUCACGACGGGCCUCCAGGGCGUCCUGGCCUUCGUCUUCGGCGUCGCCGUGUCGCUCUACUACGCGUGGUCGCUGACGCUCGUGACCAUCGGCGCGCUGCCGAUCAUCGUCGCCCUCCUCGGCGCGGCGGCGGCCUGGCAGAAGAAGUCGAACGACCGCGCGACGGCGGCGUCCGCGGAGGCGUCCGCGGCCGCCAUGGAGGCGCUGACGAACGUCCGCACCGUCGCGGCGUUCGGCGCGGAGCAGCUCGAGGCCGACAAUUACCGCGCCAAGUGCGCCGAGGCCGCCCGGGAGUCCCUGGGCUCCGCCGUGGCCACGGGCCUGAACGGCGCGUUGGUCGCGGCCAUCCUCUACAGCACGUGGGCGCUCGGGCUCUGGUACGGGUCGUACCUCAUCCGGUCGGACAUGGCGGACCGCGACGAGUGCAACUAUCGGGUCAUGGAGGACGGCGACGUCCGCGAGCCGGCCAACGACUGCGUCACGGGCGGCGACAUCAUGACGGCGUUCCUCUGCGUGUUGUUCGGGGGUUUGGCGCUGCUCCAGGCGCUUCCCGGCAUCGCCGCGUUCACGCUCGCGACGGCCGAGGCGCGCAAGAUCUUCAAGAUCAUCGACGACGCCGAGGUCGCGGCCGAGGCCCACGCGGCGGACUCGAAAGCCAAGGCCAGGGAGGCGUCGGCGCCCGCGGGCGCCGUCGCCGGCGGCGCGAUCGCGUUCUCCCGAGUGACGUUCGCGUACCCGACGCGGCCGGACCGGCCCGUCUACGCCGGCCUGACCCUGGCCGUCGACGCGGGCCAGACCUGCGCGCUGGUGGGCCCCUCGGGCUGCGGCAAGUCCACGGCCGUGUCGCUGCUGCUCCGCUUCUACGACGUCGACGGCGGCGCGCUGCUCGUCGACGGCGUCGACGCGCGGACCUGGGACGUCGCCGCGCUCCGCGCGAAGAUCGGCCUCGUCGCCCAGGAGCCCGUGCUCUUCAGCGGCACCAUCGCCGACAACAUCGCCCACGGCCGCGCGGGCGCGGGCCGCGCGGACGUCGAGCGCGCCGCGAAAUUGGCGAACGCGUUCGACUUCGUGGGCGCGUUCCCCGACGGCUUCGAGACGGAGGUCGGCGACUGCGGCGUCCAGCUCUCGGGCGGCCAGAAGCAGCGCGUGGCCAUCGCGCGCGCGCUCGUCCGCGACCCGGAGAUCCUCGUGCUCGACGAGGCGACGUCCGCGCUCGACGCCAAGUCGGAGCGCGUCGUCCAGCGGGCCAUCGACGACGUCGUCACGGCCCAGAGGCGGACGACGCUCGUCAUCGCCCACCGCCUGUCCACGGUGCGCCGCGCGGACAAGAUCGCCGUCUUCGCCGACGGCGCCGUCGCCGAGGAGGGCACGCACGAGUCGCUCAUGGACGCGCGCGGCACGUACUACGCGUUGGUCGAGGCGCAGCUCCACGACCCCACGGGCAUGGACCGGUCGCCGUCGUCGGAGGCGCUGGCGGAGCACGCCGCCGCCGAGGACGUCGUCGUGGCCGUGCCCGUCGAGGCCAAGGAGAAGAACGACGAUACCAAGGUCGCGCCGGAGGACGCCGCGAAGGACGACGUGUCCGCGUCGUCCGUCGUCGGCUGGCUCUGGUCCGUCGCCGACGGCGACCGGCGCUGGGCGGGCCUGGGCUGCCUCGGCGCGGGCAUCGGCGGCGCGACGCAGCCGCUGGUCGGGUUCCUCAUGGCCGAGUUUAUCACGGCCUUCUUCAACACGGACCGGCGCGACAUGCGCCGCGAGGCCCAGUUCUGGGCGCUGAUGUUCGUCGCCAUGGGCGGCGGCGGCGCCAUCGGCGAGCUCUUCAAGUCCUACGGGCUCACGCGGGUCGCCGAGCGCGUCGUCCGCGACGUCCGCGCGGCGUCGUUCGAGUCGAUGAUCCGCCAGGCCGUCGGCUGGCACGACUCGCCGACGACGACCGCGGGCGCGCUCGCCGCGCGCCUCGCCCAGGACUGCUCGGCCGUGCGCGCGCUCGUCGGCCAGCGCAUCGCGCUCUCCGUGGCGAUGCUCGUCAUCGUGCUCGGCGGUUUGGCGUUGAGCUUCGACGCGUCGUGGCGCCUCACGCUCGUCACGCUGGCGAUCAUCCCCAUGAUCGUCGCGCCCAUCGCGAUCACGGCGACCUACGUGGCCAAGGUCGCCGAGGCGGCGAACGAGUCGCUCACGCGGGCCGGCGGCGUCGCGGCCGAGGCCGUGCUCCACGUGCGCACGGUCCGCGCCUACGGCAUCGAGGCCGCCGUGACGGCCAAGUUCGACGAGUUCCUCGCGCUGCCGGAGCAGCAGGCCAUCCGCAAGGGCGUCGCGGGCGGCCUGGGCGCGGGCGUCGCCGCGGCGACGAUCCUCUUCGGCGCGGCCUUCCAGUACUACAUCGGCGGCCUCUUCUUCCGCAAGGGCUGGGUCGAGUUCGGCGACCUCAUGACCGUGCUGCUCGUCGUCAUCUUCAUGGCGUUCGGCAUCGGCGCGGUCGCGGGCGACUCCGUGGACAAGGCCGAGGCCAUGGCGUCCGCGAAGAAGGUCUUCGCGCUCGUGCACCGCGAGAGCGCCAUCGACGCGCUCGCGCCCGAGGCGGGCGCGAACGCGACGCUCGCCGCGGCGUCCGGCGGCCUCGCGGUGACCUUCGACGCCGUCGAAUUCGCCUACCCGACGCGGCCGGACCGGCCCGUCUACGCGGGCCUCUCCCUGACGGUGAACCCCGGCGAGACCGUGGCCUUCGUCGGCGAGUCCGGCGCGGGCAAGUCGACGGCGGUCCAGCUGCUGCUGCGCUACUACGACUGCGACGGCGGCCGCGUGCUCGUCGACGGGUUGGACGUGCGGUCCGUCGGCGUCAAGAGCCUCCGCGCGUCCAUCGGCCUCGUGUCCCAGGAGCCCUGCCUCUUCACGGGCACCAUCGCCGACAACAUCCGCUACGGCAAGCCGGCCGCGACGGACGACGAGGUCGAACGGGCCGCGAAGCUCGCGAACGCGUUCGACUUCGUGGGCACGUUCCCCGACGGCUUUCGCACGGCCGUGGGCGCGCGGGGCGUCCAGCUCUCCGGCGGCCAGAAGCAGCGCGUGGCCAUCGCGCGCGCGCUCGUCCGCGAUCCGCGGUGCCUCGUCCUCGACGAGGCGACGUCCGCGCUCGACGCCAAGUCGGAGCGCGUCGUCCAGGACGCCCUCGACGCGCUCCUCGCGACGACCAAGUGCACGACGAUCGUCAUCGCGCACCGGCUGUCCACGAUCAAGCACGCGUCCAAGAUCUGCGUCUUCGGCGACGGCGUCCUCAAGGAGGAGGGCCCCCACGAGGCCCUCAUGGACGCGCGCGGGCCCUACUUCGGGCUCGUGUCCCACCAGCUCGGCGGCGACGCCAACUAA
Molecule: messenger RNA, 3762 nt
Organism: Aureococcus anophagefferens
Lineage: Eukaryota; Pelagophyceae; Pelagomonadales; Pelagomonadaceae
Exons: 1
Coding region: 1-3762 (1253 amino acids)
Biological process (GO): transmembrane transport
Cellular component (GO): membrane
Molecular function (GO): ATP binding; ATP hydrolysis activity; ABC-type transporter activity
Source: RefSeq, a predicted model, not a curated record